Molecule: messenger RNA, 246 nt
Organism: Eurypyga helias (sunbittern)
Lineage: Eukaryota; Metazoa; Chordata; Aves; Eurypygiformes; Eurypygidae
Gene: RBM42
Product: RNA binding motif protein 42
Exons: 1
Coding region: 1-246 (81 amino acids)
Molecular function (GO): mRNA binding
Source: RefSeq, a predicted model, not a curated record
AUGUCGCGACGCGUGGCAGACGACUUCCGGAUCUUCUGCGGGGACCUGGGGAACGAGGUGAACGACGACAUCCUGGGCCGGGCGUUCGGGCGCUUCCCGUCCUUCCUGAAGGCCAAGGUGAUCCGCGACAAGCGGACGGGCAAGACCAAGGGCUACGGCUUCGUCUCCUUCAAGGACCCCAGCGACUACGUCCGCGCCAUGCGCGAGAUGAACGGUGCUCCCAGUGCUCCCAGUAACACCCAGUAA